AUGGCCUUACAAGCUUCUAAAUACCAGAGAGCUCUCCAGAGGGAUGUUGUGGACAAAGGCCUGGACCUUGAUUCACAGCCCCUGGAGCAUGAACAGCCUCAACAAAGCAUUUUUAACAGGGAAACCAUUGUUCUCCUGUUAAUCUUGAUGGUCUUCAAAAUCCAGGAGGCCCUCAAUAACUUUAUAGUGAGGGGAGCAUUUCCUUUCAUCAGGGCCGAUUUUCAUCCGAUGCCUGAAAGGAAUUUUAUUAUGAAAAUGGUGUGUACUGCCAGCUAUAUAGCGUCAGUUAUACUGUUUAGCAUUAUGGUCGAUCACUACAGUAGGAAGACCAUGAUGUGUGGUGGCAUCAUCCUAAAGAUCCUAGCGAGUCUGGCAAGCUCAUAUGUGCCUAGUCAGUACUUUGCCAUUUUCCUGGUGAUGAGAGCUCUGUCUAAUGUGGCAGACGGCUGCUUUACACCAAUCCACAGCAGCAUCAUCACUGACCUAGUCAUAAAGGAAAAGCGUUUCUGGCUUCUGGCUUUCUUUCAACUGUGUGUGCUCAUUGGCAACGGUCUUGGAUACAUCCUUUCUUACAAGAUCCUAGGCCAAGCGGGCUUAAACUGGCGCUGGUUGCUAAGGGUCGUCCCGGGAUUUAGCGUCCUUACAAUUCAACUGAUCAUCAUCUUUAUGAAGGAACCACCACGGAGGAAGACUUCUGAAUCUGUUCCUAAAGUCUCCCUCUCCGAUGCGUUCAAAGUAGUGCGUAAAAACCACAGCCUACUCUUCACCAUCAUUGGCUCUGCAGUGAUGCCAUUUAUUUCUAGAGGAGUGGAAAUCUGGGCUUACGCCUACAUGCAUCAUGCACGAGAGGUGGUUCUCAAAGACCAAAUUUGCCACUCCUUGCUAUGCGUGCUGGAUGACAAAAUGCUAGUCAGGAGCUGUUCGAUCCUUUCUAUGAUAUUUGGUCUGGUGAUCGGUUCGAAGAUCAGUCAUUGGUGCCGGAAAUUCUCCGUUCGUGCAGACCCCAUUCUGUGCGUGGUUUGCCUUCUGACAUCGGCUCCCCUCCUUUCAGCUUCGCUGAUCUUCAUAGAUAACAGUCCUGUACAUGGUUAUAUCCUCCUAAGCCUGGUAGAAAUGCUGAUGACCAUAGCCACAACUGUCACAUGCAACAUAAGGAUGUCUGUGUCGGCUCCAGAAACUCAAUCUUUAGCCAAAGCCUUGCAUUUAAUUUCUACUAAUGUACUGGGACAGUUAUCAAGUGCCACCAUUUUUCACUGGAUAGACAAAGAGGCCGGCCUAGAAGCACCAGUCCUACCAGCAGUCCAGCGCAUAUUUAUCAGCCUGCAAUAUGACUUGUUGCUCUAUCCCUUUGUCGCUGUCCUAGGAAGUGGAUUCUACCUAGCCACCUCCGUUGCAAUUGUAAAAGAUUACAAGGCGAGAAGCUAUCUCUUGUUUAUCUCUCUCCGGAAAGGCGAUAUCAUUCAAGCAGCACGAUUACGCUUGAGCGCUGCCCUUGGCAUAGAAAAGGUGAUAUCAUUCAAGCAGCACGAUUACGCUUGGCUGCUGCCCUUGACAUAUAGUAAGAAUUCAAAGCGUCAACAUCUGCGUAGUAAGGCGAUAUCAUUCAAGCAGCACGAUUAA
Messenger RNA from Nanorana parkeri, 1620 nucleotides. Its product is annotated as protein spinster homolog 1-like. Gene Ontology annotation, biological process: transmembrane transport. NCBI's taxonomy places the organism in Eukaryota, Metazoa, Chordata, Amphibia, Anura, Dicroglossidae. Gene Ontology annotation, molecular function: transmembrane transporter activity. The record is from RefSeq and is a predicted model, not a curated record. The coding region runs from base 1 to 1620 and encodes 539 amino acids. The transcript has 14 exons. Gene Ontology annotation, cellular component: membrane.